Saxophila tyrrhenica is the source of this 972-nucleotide messenger RNA. RefSeq lists its product as uncharacterized. Gene Ontology annotation, biological process: iron-sulfur cluster assembly. Gene Ontology annotation, molecular function: 4 iron, 4 sulfur cluster binding; iron ion binding. The record is from RefSeq and is a predicted model, not a curated record. Gene Ontology annotation, cellular component: mitochondrion. The coding region runs from base 1 to 972 and encodes 323 amino acids. NCBI's taxonomy places the organism in Eukaryota, Fungi, Ascomycota, Dothideomycetes, Mycosphaerellales, Extremaceae. The transcript is spliced from 2 exons.
AUGUCUAGCAAGCCAGCGCUACGAAGCCUUUCGAAGGCCCUACCACGACCGACCACAUCCUCCACGCCCUGCCGAUGCCAGAGACUUGCCACAACACCACCUGCGAGGCCCUUCUCCAAUGCGCCACAAUCGACCCCCAUCUCGUCUUCCAGCAGAAGGCAUAGACCGACCUUGCAACCUCUCAGCCAGCCCACAAUCCGUGCUUCGGUACCGGCGACGCAGUCGAAGCGAACCAUCUUUAUUCAGACCGAAGACACGCCCAACGCAGAUGCGCUGAAGUUCAAGCCCAACCAUACCAUCCUUCCCGAUGGCUUCCCAUCAACAUUCCUCGAAUACCUGUCCCCUCGAUCGACUCUUGCGCCUCCACAUCCUUCUCCGCUGGCGGCGCAACUGCUGAGCGUCGAUGGAGUUACGAGUGUCUUUUACGGAAAGGAUUACAUCACAAUCACAAAGGACAGUUCGACUCCAUGGGCGCACGUCAGACCUGAGGUCUUCAGCCUCAUCACGGAAGCCGUAACGACCGGCCAGCCGAUCGUCAACACUAUCGAAAACAAGACUGGCGAGGAAGGACAAGGCUCGUCAAACCCGGAGGUCCAAGCCUCAUAUGACCCGGAGGACGAAGAAGUUGUUGGUAUGAUCCAAGAACUAUUGGAGACUCGCAUUCGACCGGCGAUCCAAGAAGACGGAGGUGAUAUCGAGUUCCGAGGGUUCCAUGAUGGGCAAGUCAUGUUGAAGCUACGAGGAGCUUGCCGAACUUGCGACAGCAGUACCGUGACCCUCAAGAAUGGUAUUGAGAGUAUGCUCAUGCAUUACAUCGACGAAGUGAAAGGCGUGCAACAAGUGAUGGACCAGGAAGAGGAGGUGGCAAUGAAGGAGUUUGCGAAGUUCGAGGAGAAGUUGAAGGCACAGAAGGGACCGGAUGCGGUGGCCUCGACGGUCGGGAAGGGCAGCUUGGAUCGUGCUGAAGCUUAA